Messenger RNA from Cajanus cajan (pigeon pea), 1836 nucleotides. Its product is annotated as phenylacetaldehyde synthase. The record is from RefSeq and is a predicted model, not a curated record. Gene Ontology annotation, biological process: amino acid metabolic process; carboxylic acid metabolic process. NCBI's taxonomy places the organism in Eukaryota, Viridiplantae, Streptophyta, Magnoliopsida, Fabales, Fabaceae. Gene Ontology annotation, cellular component: cytoplasm. Gene Ontology annotation, molecular function: pyridoxal phosphate binding; carboxy-lyase activity.
UUGUUAUACACAUCCAAAAGAAAAAAUGGAAACCAAGAAUGUAACGAAUACGAACUGUGAAAGUGAUGCAGCAAUGAUAAAGCCUCUGGAUUCCGAAGAAUUCAAGAGGCAAGGCUACAUGAUGAUUGAUUUUCUUGCUGAUUACAUUGGGAACAUUGGCAAGUAUCCAGUUUUAAGUAAGGCAGAACCUGGUUAUCUCAGAAAAAGGUUACCAGCUUGUGCCCCACAUGGUCCUGAACCCAUUGAAUCCAUACUUGAAGAUGUGCAAGACCAUAUCAUCCCUGGCAUCACACAUUGGCAAAGUCCUAACUACUAUGGGUACUUUCCCAGCAGUGGUAGCAUAGCCGGGUUUAUGGGUGAGAUGCUCAGCACUGGCUUCAAUGUGGUUGGAUUCAAUUGGAUGUCAUCACCUUCUGCCACUGAGCUUGAAAACAUAGUUAUGGAUUGGCUUGGACAAGAGUUAAGGCUCCCCAAGACCUUUCUUUUCUCAGGUGAAGGUGGUGGGGUUCUGUUAGGGACUACUUGUGAGGCCAUUUUGUGCACUUUGGUGGCUGCAAGAGAGGGAAAGCUUUCCCAAUUUGGGAAGGAAAACAUAGGGAAGCUUGUUGUGUAUGGUUCUGACCAAACACAUAGUGCUCUUCAGAAGGCAGCACAAAUUGCUGGGAUCCCAUCGGAAAAUUUCAGGGUCAUCAAAACCAAGAGGUCAAAUUUGUUUGCUUUGACUCCUGAUUCACUUCUCUCCACCAUUCUUUUGGAUGUGGAAAAAGGGUUGAUUCCUUGCUUCCUAUGUGCCACUGUUGGCACCACUGCUAUUGCCACAAUUGAUCCUAUAGGGCCAUUGUGUAAUGUGGCCAAGGAAUAUGGUAUUUGGGUCCAUGUUGAUGCUGCUUAUGCUGGAUCAGCUUGCAUUUGCCCUGAGUUUAGGUAUUGCAUAGAUGGAGUUGAAGAGGCUAAUUCUUUUAGUCUCAAUGCUCAUAAAUGGUUUUUGACUAACUUAGCAUGUUGUUGCCUUUGGGUGAAAGACCGCAUUGCCCUCACAAAAUCCUUGACAGUUAAUCCUCAAUUUUUGAGGAACAAAGUGUCUGAGUCAAAGCAAGUGGUGGACUACAAGGAUUGGCAGAUACCCUUGAGUAGGAAAUUCAAUGCCCUCAAACUAUGGCUUGUUCUUAGAAGCUAUGGUGUUGAGAACCUUAGGAACUUCCUGAGGAAUCAUGUGAAAAUGGCCCAAACUUUUGAAGGGCUAGUGAGGUUGGAUAAGAGAUUUGAGAUUGUUGUGCCACCAAAAUUCUCUUUGGUUUGCUUUAGGAUUGCGCCAUCAGCAAUUAUUAAUGGGGUGUCCAAUGAUACCAACGAAUGUUGUAAUGGGAAACUAAUAUAUGAUGAAUAUAGGGUGAAUGAAGUGAAUCGUAAAUUGCUUGAUUCAAUUAAUAGUUCUGGCGACGCAUUCAUGACCCAUGGUGAAGUUGAAGGAUCUUUUGUGAUUAGAUGUGUUAUUGGUGCAACCUUGACAGAGGAACACCAUGUUAUUAUGACAUGGAAGUUGGUGCAGGAGCAUGCUAAUUCUAUUUUAGGUCAGGGAAGGAAGAUAAUGAGAGAAGACCAUUGAAGUCAUUAAUAACAGAGAAUCAAGAUCAUAAAGUUGUUACAAGGCAUGAAUGUUGGAAAUUAUUAGUUCAAGGCAUGAAUGUUGGAAAUUAUUAUGAAGAAGUGUUAAGUUACUUGAAAACAAAAUAUUUUAUCUAUAGAAAUUACUUUGUACACAAGACCCUAUAUAUCCACCACCCAUUAAAGUAUUGAACGAGUUUUAUAAAGUUUUCGAUCACUUUUGCUUAGAAA